GCAUGGUGCAGUAGCAUGAUCGUUUUGCAGAAAUCAAUUAAGUCACUCAGUUGUCCUAGCUUUGCAACAGGACAGCCAUCUACUCGGUAUACUUGUAUGAAAUCAUUUGAAUCACAUUACAUUCGAUACAUUAUGAUGCAGUCUGGGUUUCUGUUGUGCUUGUUCUUUUUUCUGGUGAUGCUCUGAAGUCAGAAGGACUCAGCAGUGGGCGGCGACGGUGCCGUGUUUUCCACGCCCCAGGCUACCACUGAGUCCGCGAAACGUCAAACAACCCGCCCGUCUCGGUAAAGGAGAAUGUAAAGAGGGAUGAACAAGUAAGAGAGACAGCCGGUUCGGCCGGAUGGAGUAGACUGGUGCUCCGCAAAGCGGCAGCGUGUGUAAAGCGCGGUGUCCGAUUGCUGUCUCUGUGCUGGCAGCGCCACAUCCACCGUCCCCAGUAAGCAAAUUUCAGCAACAGCACUCCAGCCCCCACCCUGAUCGAUGUUUGUUUCCAGGCCAGCAGACUCGCCCUUCUCGCCAUGCCGUUCCCCUUCGGCAAAUCCCAGAAGACCCCGGCAGAGCUGGUCAGGAGCUUGAAGGAGAACCUGUGUCAGCUGGAAGAACUGGAGGCGUCCGAGAGCAAGAAGGGAGAUAAGCUGGCGGAGGAGAUCUCCAAGAGCCUGGCCUCCCUGAAGGAGGCGCUGUGCGGAACUGCGGAGAAGGAGCCGCAGAUGGAGGCCGUGGCCCAGCUGGCCCAGGAGCUCUACAGCACCAACCUGUUCGUCUCCCUCAUCGGCAACCUGCAAAGGAUAGACUUUGAGGGGAAGAAGGACACGGUGCAGCUGUUCAAUGGGGCCGUGCGGAGGCAGAUUGGGGCCCGAUCCCCCACCGUGGAGUACAUCUCCGCACACCCUCAGAUCGUCUUCAUGCUGCUGAGAGGGUACGAGAGCGCGGAGGCGGCGCAGAGCUGCGGGGCCAUGCUGCGCGAGUGCCUGCGCCAUGAGCCGCUGGCGCGCAUCGUCCUCUUCUCUGAGGACUUCUACUGCUUCUUCCACUAUGUGGCGCUGUCCGUCUUCGACGUGGCGUCCGACGCCUUCGCCUCCUUCAAGGAUCUUCUCACCAGGCAUAAAGUAAUGUGUGCUGAAUUCUUGGAAACAAAUUAUAACAGAGUGUUCACGGAGUAUGACAAGCUACUGCAUUCGGAUAAUUAUGUCACCAAACGUCAGUCUUUAAAGCUCCUGGGAGAGCUACUGCUAGAUGGGCACAAUUUCGCCAUCAUGAUGGAGUACAUCAGCCAGGUGGAGAACCUCAAGCUGAUGAUGAACAUGCUGAAGGAUAAGAGGCGCAGCAUCCAGUUUGAGGCCUUCCAUGUCUUUAAGAUCUUUGUUGCAAACCCCAACAAAUCGGCAACGGUACUGGACAUCCUGUUGAAAAACCAGAGCAAGCUGCUCGAGUUCCUCAACCGCUUUCAGAUGGACCGGGCCGACGACGAGCAGUUCACCAACGAGAAGAACUACCUGAUCAAGCAGAUAAAGGAGCUGAAGAGGCCAGCGUCACCGGGAGAUGUGUAGAGGGGGCGAGACAACCUGGACAUCGCUGGAGGCAUAUGGAGAACAGAACAGAGCG
This is a messenger RNA of Paramormyrops kingsleyae, 1605 nucleotides long. Its product is annotated as calcium-binding protein 39-like. The record is from RefSeq and is a predicted model, not a curated record. Gene Ontology annotation, molecular function: protein serine/threonine kinase activator activity. Gene Ontology annotation, biological process: intracellular signal transduction. Lineage: Eukaryota; Metazoa; Chordata; Actinopteri; Osteoglossiformes; Mormyridae.